This is a messenger RNA of Aspergillus wentii DTO 134E9, 3540 nucleotides long. Its product is annotated as condensin subunit SMC2. Gene Ontology annotation, cellular component: chromosome. Gene Ontology annotation, biological process: chromosome organization. The transcript is spliced from 6 exons. The record is from RefSeq and is a predicted model, not a curated record. Bases 1 to 3540 code for a protein of 1179 amino acids. Lineage: Eukaryota; Fungi; Ascomycota; Eurotiomycetes; Eurotiales; Aspergillaceae. Gene Ontology annotation, molecular function: ATP binding; protein binding; ATP hydrolysis activity.
AUGAGGAUUACCGAGAUUGUUAUCGACGGCUUCAAAUCGUACGCCGUGCGAACGGUGGUCUCAGGAUGGGACGAAUCCUUCAACUCCAUCACUGGCCUUAACGGUAGUGGUAAAUCCAACAUCCUUGAUGCCAUUUGUUUCGUGCUGGGAAUUACGAAUAUGACCACCGUCCGAGCGCAGAACCUGCAAGAUCUCAUCUACAAACGUGGACAGGCUGGUGUGACCAAGGCUAGUGUGACUAUUGUUUUCGACAACCGGGAUACCGCUAAGUCGCCAAUUGGUUUCGAGGAGUAUGCGACAAUCUCAGUUACCCGACAGAUUGUCCUGGGAGGUACAAGCAAAUACUUGAUCAACGGCCACCGUGCGCAACAGCAGACAGUGCAGAACCUGUUCCAGAGUGUUCAACUGAACAUCAACAACCCGAAUUUCCUUAUUAUGCAAGGUCGAAUCACCAAGGUCCUCAACAUGAAACCCGUGGAAAUUCUAUCGAUGAUUGAAGAAGCCGCGGGUACGCGAAUGUUCGAAGAUAGACGAGAGAAAGCGGGCAAGACCAUGGGAAAGAAGGAAAUGAAGCUGCGCGAGAUUGAAGGCUUACUUAAGGAGGAAAUUGAACCAAAACUGGAGAAGCUCAGGUCCGAAAAGCGAGCUUUCCUCGAUUUUCAGCAGACCCAAAACGAUCUAGAGCGGUUGACUCGACUCGUUGUUGCCCACGAUUACCUCCGGGGUGGUGAACGAUUACGAGUUGCAGGCGAGGAGUGCGAAAACAAGAGGCGCAAAGUGCAGGAACUUGAAGACAAUGCGACCAAACUGAAAAGCGAAAUAGCUCACCUGGAAGAGGAUGUCAAGCGUGUGAGGACAGCCCGGGACAAAGAGUUGCGAAAAGGAGGCAAAUUCCAGGCCCUUGAGGAUGAAGUCAAAAGCCACUCUCAUGAACUGGUUCGAUUAACCACUGUUUUUGAUCUCAAAAAUGCCAGUGUGGUCGAAGAGAAGGAAAAGCAGAAGAGCAUCCAAAAGACUGUCAAAGACCUCGAAAAGCUUCUCAAGGAGAAGAAGAAUAUCUAUGAUAAGCUUCAAGAACAAUAUGAUGCCGCAAAGGCAGAACUUGACGCCCAAACCGCGGAGGUUGAGCAAAAGGAGGAGCUGUUGCAGACACUGCAAACUGGUGUCGCAUCAAAAGAGGGCCAGGAAAGCGGUUAUCAAGGCCAGCUACAGGAUGCCCGGAGCCGUGCCAAUAACGCUGCCACAGAACAAGAACAGGCAAAGCUCAAAAUUGCACACUUGGAAAAACGGGUCAAGGAGGAAGAGCCUCGAGCCAAGAAAGCAAAGCAGCAGAACUCUGGUCUUUUGGAGGAACUAGAAGGGCUCAAGUCUCAGGCUAAGAAACUUGAAUCCGAACUGACCCGGCUUGGUUUCGAGCCCGGUAAAGAAGAGCAGCUAUACCAAGAGCAGGCCACCUUGCAAAGGGAUAUCCGUGAGCUGCGUGCGAGAGGCGACGACCUCAAGAGGAAAGUGGCAAACAUCGAUUUCAACUACGCAGAUCCCCACCCAAAUUUCGACCGUUCUAAGGUUAAGGGAUUGGUGGCUCAGCUGUUUACCUUGGACAAAGAAAAGACGCCAGCUGCAACAGCACUGGAGAUUUGUGCCGGUGGUCGUUUGUACAACGUGGUUGUCGAUACAGCGGAAAUCGGUACACAGCUGCUUCAGAAGGGUAAACUACGCAAACGUGUGACCAUUAUCCCCUUGAAUAAGAUCUCAGCUUUUAAAGCAUCCGCAGAAAAGAUCGGAGCGGCGCAAAAUAUUGCACCUGGAAAGGUGGAUUUGGCGCUGUCGUUGAUCGGAUAUGACGAGGAAGUGACAGCGGCAAUGAAUUAUGUAUUCGGCAACACAUUGGUCUGCAAUGAUGCAGACACAGCCAAACGAGUGACUUUCGACCCCUCUGUUCGAAUGAAGAGUGUCACUCUUGAUGGUGAUGUCUACGAUCCGUCCGGAACCCUGUCUGGUGGUAGUUCACCAAACUCCAGUGGUGUCCUCGUCACCUUGCAGAAAUUGAAUGAGAUCACAAGGGAAAUGAGAAGUAAGGAACGGCUUCUGGCUACACUGGAAGAGACAAUGAGGAAGGAAAAGAGGAAGCUCGAUGCGGUCCGCGGAAUCAAGCAGGAUUUGGACCUCAAAUCCCAUGAGAUCAAGCUGACUGAGGAACAAAUCAGCAACAAUUCCUCCUCAUCGAUUAUUCACGCUGUCGAGGAGAUGAAAGCAAACAUUGAGCAACUGAAGAAAGAUAUCUCCGACGCGAAGACACGCCAGAGCGAAGCAUCCAAGGAUAUUAAGCGAAUCGAGAAGGAUAUGAGCGAAUUUAACGAUAACAAAGAUGAUAAGUUAGCGGAACUGCAAAAGUCGCUCGAUUCCCUCAAGAAAAGCCUUAGCAAGAACUCCAACUCAGUCAAAACCCUACAAAAAGAACUUCAAAACUCCCGCCUUGAAUCUGAGCAAGUUGGCGGCGAUCUCUCGGCUGCCGAAGAACAGAGUGCUGAAUCUGAAAAUACACUAAAGGCCCAAAAGGACGAAAUUGAGUCCUUGAAGAGAGAGCAGACUCGAAUCAAGGAUGCACAUGACGUCGCCCAGGCCCAGCUGGAUGAUGAACGAGCUAAACUGACUGGGUUUGACGAUGAGCUUCGUGAGCUCGAGGAAGCUAUGCACACAAAAUCCUCACGGAUUACGGAAGAGGGUCUAGAAAUGCAGAAGCUUGGGCAUCAACUCGAAAAGUUACAGAAAGACCAACAAGCCGCUGCUCAAGCCGUCGCUCACAUGGAAGGGGAGCAUGAAUGGAUUGAAGAUGAAAAGGACAACUUCGGACGUUCAAACACCCCCUACGACUUUAAGAAUCAGAAUAUCGCCGAGUGCAAAUCCACUCUACGAAACCUCACUGAGCGGUUCCAAGGCAUGAAGAAGAAGAUUAACCCCAAGGUUAUGAACAUGAUCGACAGUGUUGAGAAAAAGGAGGCAGCGCUGAAGAAUAUGAUGAAGACUGUUAUUCGUGACAAGCGCAAGAUUGAGGAAACCAUCAUCAACCUGAACGAAUACAAGAAAGAAGCUCUUCACAAGACGUGGGUCAAGGUCAACGGCGACUUUGGACAGAUCUUCGCGGAGCUUCUGCCAGGCAGUUUCGCCAAGCUGGAUCCCCCCGAGGGCAAAGACAUCACCGAUGGUUUGGAAGUCAAGGUGUCUCUGGGUAAGGUUUGGAAGCAGAGUCUGGCAGAGUUGAGUGGUGGACAACGGUCUCUCAUUGCCCUGUCGUUGAUCAUGGCGCUCCUGCAAUUCAAGCCGGCUCCCAUGUACAUUCUGGACGAAGUCGACGCUGCUCUCGAUCUGUCACACACUCAAAACAUCGGACGCUUGAUCAAGACACGCUUCAAGGGAUCUCAAUUCAUCAUUGUCUCUCUGAAGGACGGCAUGUUCCAGAACGCAAACCGUAUCUUCCGAACGAGGUUCAGUGAGGGAACCAGUGUCGUUCAAGCUCUGACUCCUGCCGAUAUGAAAUAA